CUUCCUCACUCUCGAGGUGCCCCUGGCACCCAGGAAAGGUUGCAGCGACCACCCUGCACACACCGCCCGUCUUUCGCUAAACGUAGGCAAAAGCUGUAAUGAUGCUCCUCAACCCCAGGGUUCUCCCCACUUCUCCAGAGACCCCUUCUCGUGCUUUUCGGAUAACCCUGGAAUUUCUUCCACAACCGCCCCGCCCCCUCCACCCCUGCCACCACAGCCUCCUUUGCACCCAGGGAGAUGUUCUUUUCAGCCCUGUUCUCCACUCCUCGGAAGGCUCUACUGCCAAGAACCCAACCUUUCGGGUUCGUCCCCUCCAAGCCCUUGUUUGGACCGGUUCUGCCAUCUAGGAUCACCCCCUCCCCGUCAACAUCAGCGGAGCCCUUAUUGCACCUGGAUCAGUCCCCCGAGAACGCCACGUCUUUGUCCUCGAAACCCUUGUAAUGACCAGACUAAUUACGUCUGGUACUGUACUGGGUACCCUUCAGCCCUGGAAACCAGCCCGGUAACUUCCCCUGCCCUCACUCAUCUGCCACCAAGAACCAGCCCGGUGACCUCCCCUCGGCUCACUCGUGUGUCCUUGGAAACUGGCCCCAUGAUUUCACCUCCUCUCACCAAUGGGUCCCAGGGAACUUGCCCCAUGAUUUCACCUCCUUUUACUCACAGGCCCUUGGGAACUGGCAUCAUGAUUUCGCCUCCCCUUGCCCACAGGCCCAUGGAAACUAGUCCUGUAACCCUUUCUCACAGGGUUGUGGAAACUGGUCAGAUGAUCACCCCUGUACUUUCUCAGUGGUCCUUGAGGAGAAGUUACAAUGACCCUCCUCUUACCCUAGCAUCUUCUCCACCUGCUGGCAGCUUUUAUCUUAAGCCUCCAGAGUCCUGUGAACUGAAACCACAGUUUGACUUGCCCGUUGGGAAAAAUGACUGUGGCUCCUCACCUUCAUCUCAGCCAGGCUUGUCUGGCUCUUCUGUCUCCACUUCUUAUCACUACGCCCAUCUUUCCUCAGAGGCCAACACACUUGUCCCUGAGAGCCCUUACUAUGCCAUCUGCCUGGCCCCUGGGAGUGUUGGUCCUCCUUGCUCUCCCCAGUCUCAGGCUCCCAGGAAGCCUUGCUUUGAGUCCUUUCUGUCCUGUGAGACUGGUAGGAACUCUUACUUUGUCCUGUCCCCAGGUACCAAUAUUUCUGUUCCCCCCUGUCCCCAGGAACCACCUGUUCCCUGCUGUCCUCAUCCUACUCUCUCCUUCCCUUCACCCCCGGGCAACCAGUGUAUACCUCCACCCCAGUCACCUCCCCGUAGAAGCUAUAAUGAACCACCUCUCCCUACCCUAGAUCCCCCCAAAAUGAGGUCUCUCAAAUUCUUGGAGUUAAGACAGUCAUGUCCUCCCCACAAGUGUCACUCCCUAGUUAAUACUCUGCAGCACACCCCUCCUGGCCAGCGUAAACUCCCUAAGGCCAGCACCUCUCCUUCCUCUCCCUCCUGCCCCUCUCGCCUCUCUGGUCCUCCUUGUAUGGAGCCAUCCACCACAACUCCUUUAAAUUCCUGCCCUACAGAACUUCCCUCAGGGAUUGGGACUGUCUUACCCACUGUGGUCCCUAGAACCCUCCGCCUUCCUUGUGAUCCUGCCUUACCCAGUAGUUAUGCUCAGGGCCGCCCCCGUGGUCCUCUUAUGGGCCCCCUUUGCAAUACCCACGUAUACUCUGUAGUUCCCUCCACCCCCCAUCCCUGCACACUCUCUGGUUCCCUAAAUCAUUCCACAGGCCCUCCACAGUGUAAUAACCAGCCCAUGCUGCUGCCCUGUGGCACCUAUAGUACCCCUAGAGGCCCACCCCACCCCAAUUGCCAGCCUGUGGUGCCUCCUUGUUCUACCCACAUCUAUUCCUUUAUCCCUUUGAGAACACCCUUUGACCCUCAAAGUUUACCCAUUGUUCCCCGAGUCCGGACCUUCCCUGAUGCCAUCCCCUGUGGCCUCCAUGUCUACCCGGUGGCUUCUCGGGGCCCGCCUAAAGAGCCUCCUCGGGUCCCCUACAGCUGUCCUGCGCCUUCAUCCAAGAGUUCCAGCUGUAGCACGAAUCCCAGCUGUAGUUCAACUAUAAUUAUUAGUGAAUGCCGGAGUACUGACAGCCAGAGCCAGAGCAGUCCCCAAAGCAAAAGUCAGAGCCAAAGCAAGAGUCCCCAUAAUAGCAGAAAUCAGAGCAGUAGUUCUCACCAGAACAUAAGUCAAGGCCAGGUUGUGAGUCUCCAACUUAGCAGAAGACGGAACCAGAGCAAGAGUCCCCGAGAUGGCAAAAAGCAGGGCCAGAGUAGGAGUCCCCGGCGUGGCAGGGGCCAAAGCAAGAGUCCCCACAGUGACAGAAGUCAGGAUCAGAGCAACAAUCCUCACCGCAGCAAAAGUCAUGGUCGGAGCAAGAGUCCCCAUCGGAACAAGAAAUCCAGGCUGGAACAAAAGCCAUAAUAACAAGACUGCCAGCUGUAGCAAGCGUGCCAGGCUGCUACAGAACCCAAAUUCCCUGCCACUCACCUAGCUCUGCAGAAUUUUGACAUGACCUACAGUGUGCAGUUUGGGGAUUGUUGGCCAUCCAUCCGGGUCAGCCUUCUGUCAGAGCAGAAGUAUGGUGCACUGGUUAACAACUUUGCUGCUUGGGAUCAUGUAUGUGCUGAGUUGGAGCAACUGAAUGCCAGAGACUUUGUGAAUGAAGCCAUCACCCACUGGGAACUAGAACCUGAGAGUGGCCAAUCUGCAGCUCCAACACCAGCCUCCUGGGCCUGCAGUCCAAACCUUCGAUGUUUCACUUUUGCCAGAGGGGAUGUCAGCCGCUUCCCUCCUGCCAGGCUUGGCAGCCUGGGUGUCAUGGACUACUACCUGAUGGAUGCUGCCUCCUUGCUGCCUGUCCUGGCCCUCGGCCUACAGCCCGGAGACACUGUGCUUGACCUCUGUGCGGCCCCUGGGGGAAAGACACUGGCAUUGCUUCAGACUGGCUGUUGCCGCAAUCUUGCUGCGAAUGAUCUCUCCACUUCCCGAACAGGCAGACUCCAGAAGGUCCUUCACAGUUAUGUGCCUCAAAACAUCAGAGAUGGGAAUCAAGUUCGAGUCACCUCGUGGGAUGGCAGGAAGUGGGGAGAGCUGGAGGGGGACACCUAUGACCGGGUGCUGGUGGAUGUGCCCUGUACCACAGACCGCCACUCCCUUCAUGAGGAGGAGAACAACAUCUUUCAGCGGUCUAGGAAGAAGGAGCGACAGAUGUUGCCUGUACUGCAGGUGCAGCUUCUCGCAGCAGGACUCCUUGCCACCAAACCAGGAGGCCACGCCGUCUAUUCCACCUGCUCACUCUCACACUUGCAGAACGAGUACGUGGUGCAGGGCACCAUCGAGCUCCUGGCCAAUCAGUACAGCAUCGAGGUUCAGGUGGAAGACCUAACUCACUUCCGAAAGCUUUUCAAGGACACAUUUUGUUUUUUCCCAUCCUGCCAGGUUGGGGAGCUGGUAAUACCAAACCUUAUGGCCAAUUUUGGGCCUAUGUACUUCUGCAAAAUGCAUAGACUGACAUAGCAUCACCCUAUCCUUGAAGUUGGAAGACAAAGGGUGUCCUUUGUUGGAGGCAACAGAAACAGACUAGCAGCAGAGAUGCACUCUGGGUCCUGUCUUCAUACUGUUCGAGUCGUUUUGUAGACAGUUUUCAGCCGUAGGAAGUAGGGAUUUUUCUGUCCUGCUGUCCAACUGUGGCGCGUCAGCAGGUUUCUAACUUAUUUAUACCCCUUCCCCAUAAUCUCCAAGCCUGUGCUAAAGGUUCCUGCCCUCUGAAGGGCCUUAGAAGGAGGAGCCAGUGAGCAGCCCCAUACUUGAAGUUAUAAACUUGGGAAGGAGCAUUUAGCCAAUAAAAUGUUGAAGCUCUAGAGAGCCGGGCUAUAGUAGGGAGCUUCAUGUCACUCUAGGUACUUUGAGUUCCAUUUGCCCCAGCCGAAGCUGCUAAGCACUGACUCUGAGGUACCCAAAUGCCAAGACCUCAGCCUAGUUGGAGGCCUCUGGUUACAGAACCCCUCUCACACUCUUAAGGUGAGUUCUACCUCUCAGUCUUAAGCAGCUGAGAGGCUCAAACAAACCCACCUAGUUUCUCCAUAUGGCCUGUUAUCUAAUUUAAGGAACAAGUAACUAAAAAUGUUAAGCCGGUACAUAAUAAUCUGCUUACUUGCUCACGCUGAGAAAGCCUCCUAAGCUGAGUAAUUCCGGCCAUUCCUCCUGCUGUCAACGGCACGGCUGCCCAGAUGUAGCUGGGAGGCAGCUUCUGCCACAGGGCUGUCAUAUUCUGUUGUGUGUUUCUUCCUUUGUUCACUCAUCUAGCAAGUAUUCUUCGAGCUUCUGCAGACAGGCAGCUAGGGAGCCCUGGAGGUGUGGCAAUUGGGAUUAUGGAAGAUAAUCAUGGCUUCCCAUCCUCAGAAUGGCAACUCUUCUCCUGCUUCCUGGGGACCUGGGAAUCUCCUAGCAUGUUUUGCUAUAUUCCGGGCUUUUUGUUCUUGUUUCUAGCCGCAGGCUGAGCUCUGUGCCUGCUCCUUGGCCCACCCCUAAGCCCCUCCAAAUGCUUUCCCCAGCAUCACAGGGCUUUGCCUCAUAGGGUGUGUUUGGGGGCAGCAUCACAUCAGUCAUUCUAACUUUAGGUAAAAGAAGGUAGCCUGGGGACCAGCAGAUGGCGUAAUGGUUAUGUCAUUGGACUCCCACAUAGUUGACUGCGGUUCGAGUUCUGGACA
Tupaia belangeri chinensis (Chinese tree shrew) is the source of this 4740-nucleotide messenger RNA. RefSeq names its product NOP2/Sun RNA methyltransferase 4 (gene NSUN4). The transcript is spliced from 6 exons. The record is from RefSeq and is a predicted model, not a curated record. Bases 2540 to 3547 code for a protein of 335 amino acids. Lineage: Eukaryota; Metazoa; Chordata; Mammalia; Scandentia; Tupaiidae. Gene Ontology annotation, cellular component: mitochondrial large ribosomal subunit. Gene Ontology annotation, molecular function: RNA methyltransferase activity. Gene Ontology annotation, biological process: rRNA methylation.